Molecule: messenger RNA, 4349 nt
Organism: Cryptomeria japonica (Japanese cedar)
Lineage: Eukaryota; Viridiplantae; Streptophyta; Pinopsida; Cupressales; Cupressaceae
Product: disease resistance protein Roq1-like
Exons: 5
Coding region: 1-1758 (585 amino acids)
Biological process (GO): defense response; signal transduction
Molecular function (GO): ADP binding
Source: RefSeq, a predicted model, not a curated record
AUGGCAUGGGCGGGCCGUUAUGGCCCCUGCGUAGCCAUUGCCCGCUCAGUGGGACUGAGAUUUCUGUUUUCCUCCCGCUGUAGUUGCUCUAAUUGCUGUUCUGUCCAAUCCAAUUCUAUGCCAUCUACAUCGACCACUAGCACUCAGGCUACAAAUGCUUUUCAGGGGAUCAUACCAUCUCCAUCUGAUACGGAUUCUUUUCAAUGGAUCGAACCAUCUCCCUCUGAUACACACCCUUUUGAACAAGCUGCACCAUCUACUUCUACUCUUAGCUGUAACACUGAGCGUGAGCCAGAGAAUGAACAAACAAAUGCAUUUGAAAGGAUUGCGCCAUCUCCAUCCAGUUCUGGCAGACCCACAAUGCCAGAGAGAAAGCUUCCCUACGAUGUAUUUAUUAAUUAUCGUGGCCCUGAUGUCAAGCACACACUCGCAGCCGGUCUCUAUAACACCCUCACUGUCAUGGGAUUGAGGGUUUUUCUUGAUAAAGAAGAGCUUGAAUUGGGGGAUUUCUUGCCCACAGAAAUAGAAGAGGCGAUGCGCAGUGCAUCUCUUCAUAUAGCUAUAUUUUCCCAGAAUUAUGCAGAAUCCCCAUGGUGUUUGGCAGAGCUCGCAUUUAUGCUCAAGACGGGCACUCAAAUUGCUCCUGUUUUCUAUCAUGUUGAGACUGAUGUUGUCCGAUACGCAAAAGGAGUCUAUACUGAAGCGUUUUCCCGUCAUGAAGAAAAGGGCAGAUACACUUCAAAAAUUGCUGGGGAAUGGAAGAAUGCGCUGAAGAAUGUUUCAUAUAAUUUCGGUGACAUCAUUCGUAAUGAAGAUGACGAGCAGAGGCUGCUAAAGGAUAUUGUUAAUCGUGUUCUGAAAGAAAUAAAAAAUGUGCCAUUUGAGGUUGCUAAGCAUCCAAUUGGACUAGAAGAAGCUGUCAAAGACUUUGAAACGACAACACUUCAAUCUGCAGAACGCCAUCACACCGUGCAGAUUGUGGGAAUAUGGGGUAUGGGUGGGUCUGGCAAAACCACUCUUUCUAAACAGAUAUAUAACAACAAAUAUGCAAUUAUGGACAAGUCUAGUUUCUUAUUAGACGUUAGAGAUGCUGCUUCCCGAAGUAAAUUGCAUAAGAAACAGAAGAAAAUUCUAGAGGACCUCGGUCUCCAAGGAGUAUCAAUUGAAAAUAUUGAAGAAGGAAAGAUGAUUCUCAGCAGCCGUUUGCAAUCUAUUCGGGUGCUCAUCGUCCUGGAUGAUAUAGAUACUGUAGAUCAAUUGGAUGCUUUGGUGCCCAAGAGGGACAGUCUCGGAUGGGGUAGUCUGAUUGUAGUCACAUCAAGAGAAUUCGAAUUUCUUAGAUCUUGGGGCAUCUCAUCAAUGUAUAAAAUGAAAGCAUUAGAUCCACCUCAUGCCAAGCAGCUCUUUUGUUGGCAUGCUUUCUUGCAACCCUCUCCACAUCAAGGAUUUGAAGAUUUGGUUGAAAACUUCUUAAAUGUUUGUUAUGGAUUACCACAGUCUCUAAAAGUUUUUGGAGCACAGCUGUAUAAUAUCUCCAACAAAAAUUAUUGGGAAACUCAGUUGGAGAAGAUCUCUAGAAUUUUGCCCAAAGAUAUCAAAGAGAGAUUAAAAAUCAGCUAUGAUGCCCUAGAUGAUGAGGAGAAGCAGGCAUUCUUAGAUACUGCUUGUUUCUUUCUAGGAGAGGAAAAAACUAAAGCUAUUGCAGUUUGGGAUGGAUCAGGGUCGAAUGGUCUCUGCAUAGUUGGGAGAAGCUUUUGAAUAAGUGUCUCAUUGAAUCCAAUGAGCAUCACAUAAGAAUGCACGAUCAUUUAAUAGAUUUGGGAAGAGAAAUUGCAGAAAAUCAGUCCCCCUACCGUCUUUGGUCUCCCCAACAGAUUAUGAAUGUUGAUAAUGAAGUACAGGGAAUUGCUAUUCGAGGAAUAACGACCAUAGCAGCUAGAUCCACAAGCGAGAUUGAGGAGUUUCCUCAAUGUUCACCGGGUGGAAAGCUCAUAGUUAACACAAACAGAGGACCUUAUAGGCUGGAACCCUCCUCGCUUAGAUUAAAAUUUUUUCAUGUUACAGGAAAUUGUUACAAACAAGUAAUUGGUGAGCUAUCAAGAGAGUUGGUAUGGCUUCGCUGGAAUGGCAUUGAGCAAAGAAAUCUUCAGUCAUUGAGUUCACUGAAAAAUUUGAGGAUCUUAGAACUCUAUGGAAAUGGGUAUCAUGGAGGACAUUGCUUAAAAGAACUGUGGACUGAGAACAAUGCUCCUAUGCAGUUAAGAGAGCUGACUAUUCAGGGUUGCUCAGAAUUCCAAAGAUUCCCAAAGUCAAUAGGUUGUCUCAGGCAUUUGAAAAAGAUAGUUGUAAGUUAUGGAAGCAAGCUGAAGAAUUUGCCAGAAGAGUUUUGUCUUCUGCAAUCAUUGGAGCAACUGGAGUUAAAUGGCCCAGAGCUGUCAUCACUACCCAAAAGUUUUGGCGAUUUGAGAAACCUGAGGCAUCUUGAUUUGCAUAAUUGUAGUAAAUUGAAAAGGUUGCCCAUCUCUUUUAAGGAGCUCACACUUCUGCAACACAUCUCCUUAGAUGGAUGUUUUAACCUCGCCUUAGAAUCAAACAUUCUGGAAAACAUGACAAAGUUAGAGUGUUUGAAGAUCCAAGGUUGCGACCAAUUAGAAGAGUUACCUCGUCACAUCACAAAUCAGGCCUCCUUGACAGAGCUCUCCUGUAGUAUAAAGAGCUUAAGGGAAGUUCCAGUGAAUAUCGGUCAACUGAGCAAGUUGCAAACGAUAUCGAUUGGAGGUGAAUUGUUGACAAGCCUACCGACAUCUAUGGGAGAUUUGUCUUCCUUGACUUCUUUUAGAAUUCAUAAUUGUCCCAAGCUGAAUUGUCUACCUGACUCUUUGGGGUGCCUUAAUCUCCUAAAUAAGUUAUACAUUUAUAAUUGUCCCAAGUUGAAAUGUCUACCUGACUCUCUGGGGCGCCUUAAUCUCUUAAGUAAUUUAGAGAUAACAGAUUUAGGAGUGAAAUCCUUACCAAAGUCAGUUGGGCAACUAGUUAAUCUUGAAGUUUGCAAAUAUGGAGGUGUCCAAUCAGCGAAUUGGAUCUCGGGGCAAGGUUGUUUACAUGUUUGAAGUGGAUAGAGCUAAAGGAAACUGAAAUGUCCAAGAUCUCCAUCUCUGAAGACUCUUGUCCCGCACUAAAGAGUCUCUCACUUUGUAAUAAUACCUAUUUAACCAGUAUAGAUGUCCUACCAAAUUCACUCGAGAGUCUCUCCCUUUGUAAUAAUAGAUAUCUAACUGAUUUAGAGGUACUACCAAAUUCACUCGACUAUAUAUUUUUGGAAGGAAACCCCAAGUUGGAAGCCCUUCCCAGUUUUGCACAAUCAGCUUUUCUCAGAGUAUUAAGGCUGCUACAGAGUGAAGAAAAUACAUGGUUUGGAACAUUGCACAGCGUUGGAGGAGCUGAGAGCACACACGAGGUGGGAGGAGGCAGGUAUAGAAAGUUUGGAGUACGUGGAAAGAUUGAGAAGAGUGGAACUCCAAGCAUUCGGUAGAUCAGGUGUUGAAGGUUGCAUUCAAAACAUUCAGAAAUGGCCAAAAGAAAUAACAGUAUGCACGCGGGCGGUCCCUGACGCUUCGGCACUUGUAAAAUCCUUUGCCUUGCCCAAUCUCUCUGUGGUUGACUCCUUCGCUAAACGGAAGAUCAAAUCCGACCCACCCUGAAAUGGCCCUCCACCGCUCGCUGCAUUCUUCUGUGUUUUGUUGUGAACUGCGAGUCUCCAAAAAAUUCAUUGCGGUUGGCAUGCACCACAGAAAAUACGGAGCGUAAAAUAUACAUUUCGAGCUAUGAUUGGAUGGAGUUGGAGAAGGGUAAAUGGGUAUGGGCAGCGCUCUUCACACAAUAUUCUUUGUUCCACAAUAUCAUUUCACGAGACGCAGGAUCACGGGUACCGCUUGUGAAGGCAGGAAAAGUGGAGGAAGGAGAAGUGGAGCGCGGACUGCUUGUGAUGGGUGAAGAAGAGAGAGUUAAAGAGGCUUUUACGCGCUUGUUGGCGUCACUAUCCAAUUGAUAAUAUUGUUGUUGACAAUAUUUUUAUAUUCACUAUCGUGGAAUCUGGAGGUGUCCUCGCCGAGGUGUCCUCGCCGAAGCAAGACUAAUCCCUCAGUGUGUACGACUCGCUCACAAGGUAGCAACACACACAGAGUUAACACACCCGGAGACUCGAACUCAAGACCAUGGGAAGCAUACCCACGCCUUAAGUUGCGAUCCACGACCGGGCGAGCUAGGGCCGAAGCCCCUGUUGACAAUAUUCAUAUACAUAUGAAUUAAAAAAGAUUUUGAUAAUUAAAUAAAGAUUUUCUUGUAAUUAA